CAAAACAACCCUUAAAUCCCAACCCUAAAUCUCUCUCAACUCUCAAGUCUAUUGCCGCCCUCCCCUCCCCCAUUCGGCCUCUUCGUCACUCAUUUGGUACAGCCGUGCCUCCCGCCAAUCGUUCCUCUGCUCCACGCUGUGAACGUCGUUCUGCGUCCGGUCGACUUCACUGCAAAGAUCUGGAUCUGCCCCUUUUGUUUCCUGCGCAAUCAUUUUCCUCCUCACUACUCCAUGAUCUCCGAGACCAAUCUCCCUACUGAGCUCUACCCUCAAUACGCGACUGUGCAAUACACACUUUCUAACCCUAAUGUUAAUCCCAAUAUUCCCGGGAACGCAGCUCCUGCACCAUCGGGUUCACUUGUUUUCUUGUUCGUUCUCGAUACGUGCAUGAUCGAGGAGGAGUUUGGGUUCGUAAAAUCGGUUCUCAAACGCGCGAUCGGGUUGUUGCCGGAUAACGCGCUUGUUGGGUUUGUUUCGUUUGGAACGCAGGCGCAGGUUCAUGAAUUGGGAUUUUCAGAUAUGUCGAAGGUUUAUGUGUUUAGAGGCAACAAGGAGAUUUCCAAAGAUCAGAUUAUGGAGCAGUUGGGACUUGGCGUUUCGGGCAGGAGAGCCCCUGUUGGAUACCCACAGAAAGGAAUGCAAAAUGGGUUUCCAAUUCUUGGCGUUACUCGCUUCUUAUUGCCCGCAUCCGAGUGCGAAUAUACCCUCAACUUUCUUUUGGAUGAGUUGCAAACGGAUCAAUGGCCGGUUGCUCCUGGGAAUCGAGCUUCAAGGUGCACAGGAGUGGCCUUAAGCGUGGCUUCAGGAUUACUUGGAGCUUGUUUGCCUGGAAUUGGCGCCAGGAUUAUAGCUUUGGUUGGUGGUCCAUGCACAGAAGGGUCUGGAGUUCAACAGAGAAGAAGUUCAUGGCAAGACGGACUUCUGGGGACUAACUGUCCAAUUCCUCCAAAGUGGAACUGGACCUACCAGUUUCAGGUUAAGGAUCAGAUUGGGAGUUUCUUUUACUUCCCUUCUCUUCAUAUGCAGAGAGCCUCUGGUGUAUAUGGUAGCUUCAUUAUAAAUAAUAGGCCUAUUAUUCCAAUUCCUUUUGCUACUCCAUAUGACGACAUUAUCAUUUUGAUUGGCGAUUGUACAAAAGGAACCAUACGGCUUUGAGAAAGGCCCUUGAUGAAGGGAAAGAUCUUGGAAUGCCAGAUGGAGUGCUUAUUAAUGGCAAAAGUCCCUGUCAGUAUAACACCACACUUGUUCCUGAUGGUAUUGACUAUGAAACUAUUGAAGUCCAUCCAGGUACUAAACCUGGAGAAUAUGGACAAAACCAGGCAUUGGAAAAUCGUGGGUUGUAGCGCAUACACAGGGAAGGGGCUGCUUGAGGAAUUUGAUUGGUUGGUUCAGGACAUGAUGAUACCUUAGGAUCUAGUCAAUAUUAAGCAAUAGAGUUAGGGUUUUUUUUAUUGGCCCUCUCAGAGAACUGAUUAAGGUCCAUUUGUACUGUUUUAUUAACUAUCUUAUUGUUGUGGAAUUUAGUCAAGCUGUGAAUUCGACAAAAGAAAGAAAAGUCAAGCUGUGAAACUUUUUGGGUCAAUAGUAUUAUUGAAACUUUCAAUGGGAA
Manihot esculenta (cassava) is the source of this 1609-nucleotide messenger RNA. Its product is annotated as protein transport protein SEC23-like. Lineage: Eukaryota; Viridiplantae; Streptophyta; Magnoliopsida; Malpighiales; Euphorbiaceae. Gene Ontology annotation, biological process: endoplasmic reticulum to Golgi vesicle-mediated transport; COPII-coated vesicle cargo loading; intracellular protein transport. Gene Ontology annotation, molecular function: GTPase activator activity; copper ion binding. Gene Ontology annotation, cellular component: endoplasmic reticulum exit site; COPII vesicle coat. The transcript has 5 exons. The record is from RefSeq and is a predicted model, not a curated record. The coding region runs from base 232 to 1155 and encodes 307 amino acids.